Messenger RNA from Triticum dicoccoides, 967 nucleotides. RefSeq lists its product as uncharacterized. The transcript has 2 exons. Bases 47 to 883 code for a protein of 278 amino acids. NCBI's taxonomy places the organism in Eukaryota, Viridiplantae, Streptophyta, Magnoliopsida, Poales, Poaceae. The record is from RefSeq and is a predicted model, not a curated record.
UACACCAGAGACCAGACCGGCGAAGAAACGGAGAGGCCCGUCCGUCAUGGACGGUCCUCGCCGGCUCCUCGCGCUCGCGGUCCUUCUCGCCUCGGCGUUCGGAGCGGACGCCGCCGGCCUCUUCCGCGCGCCCCCCACCGGGUACAAGUACAACGCGACCUUUACCUUCACCGGGCAAUUCCUCGUCCUGCUUUCCUGCAUGGGCCCGGCCAACGACACGGCGGCGUACGGGCACGGCGGGAUCAUCCACAGCUGCACGCUCGACCAGCUCAAGGAAGGCAGCUCCGCGCCGGAGACGACGCCCUUAAAGUUCAAUCAUGGGCACGGCCACCCGGCCCCGUCGCCGCGCGCAGCACCGCCGGAGGACGGCCUCCUGCAAGCUGCAGCAGGGGGAGAGCAGGAGCAGCACGCAGGCGCAGCUCCAGCGAUGGCUCUUCCUCUUGGUCGACGUCGACGUCGCCUCCGACACUGCCUACAGCGGUGGCUCUUCGCCAACGGCAGGACCAUGCUGCCGCGCAGCUUGGACGCGGUCAAUCACGGGCACAGGCAGGGCCACCCGCCCCCCUCGCCGUCAGGGCACGCAGCAGCUCCGGAGAACGGCCUCCUGCAAGCUGCAGCAGGGGGAGGUGGGCCGCGUGAACACGCCGUGCCGCAACCGCAACAGCGGCUACCACCACAUCCACAUGGAGGCGGAGGCGGAGAAGAGGAGCAUCAGCACGCGGUCGCAGCUCCGGCGGUGGCUCCUCGUCGACGUCGCCUCCGACACUGCCUACAGCGGUGGUCCUGCGCCAACGGCAGGACCACGCCGGCGCGCAGCUUGGACGUGGUCAGCGACGGAGGAAAGAAGAAGGGAGAAGAAGAUGAAAACUUAACCGAGUUCUAGAAGCUCCUGGUUCAUAUACUCUGCACACUCGAUGUUAUUACUAAAAAUUAACGUUUGCAUUGGCCUUUGGGUUUACUAAAAAAA